This is a messenger RNA of Ruditapes philippinarum (Manila clam), 3301 nucleotides long. RefSeq lists its product as uncharacterized. NCBI's taxonomy places the organism in Eukaryota, Metazoa, Mollusca, Bivalvia, Venerida, Veneridae. The record is from RefSeq and is a predicted model, not a curated record. The transcript has 6 exons. Bases 227 to 1921 code for a protein of 564 amino acids.
UAAGCUGAACAGAGCAAGAGUUGUAUGAGCGGGUUUUGUAAAAACAAUAGUAAGUAGUAAUGAGUAAUUUGUUAUAAAACGUGUAAGGAAAGUGUUAGAAAAAGGAUUUUUUAGAUAUCAAAUCAGAAUACAAAUGAAAUAGAUUGUAAAGAAACUUGCAAGUGUUGAAAAAAUAAGUUUUCAAACCAGGAUAAUAUCAAAAUAGAUUCUUAUACAAAUAUUCGCUAUGGAAGGUUCAAUUAAAUUUCUAAUCAUAGCUUUAUUAAUACCGAUAAUUUACGGGGAACUUUUUACAAAGAAUGAAGAGGAUGAUAUAAUGGCAUUCGUUGACAAUGUUAUGAAUUGCCGCCACAUACCGGGUAUGAAUCUUGCCAUUGUGAAAGGAAACAAGACUUGGACUCGCGGAUUUGGAUUUGCUGAUAUGAAGUCUCAAAGGGAAGCAACAAACGAUACUGUGUUUGCCAUUGGUUCCUUAGGAAAGGCGUUCACCAUGACAUUACUUGGAAUUUUUAUUCAAAAUACAAACUAUACGUGGAACACAAAGUUGAAUGAAAUCAAAGGCUUGAACCUUCAGUUUAUUGAUGAAAAGGUAACAAGGGAAGCAACUAUUGCAGAUCUCUUAGCUCACAGAACCGGGUUGUCUAGCGUAAAUGACUACGGAUUUAUUGCUGGAUACCCUGAGGGUACUGAUAGAAAGUUUCUUAGCAAGCGCACAAAGUACAUCCCGAAAAGUACAGAGUUCCGGGAAUCGUUCAUUUACAAUAAUAUGAUGUAUAUGCUGAUUGGUUACAUAACAGAAUUACUUGGAAUUGAGUCCUGGGAGCACUUGAUUACAUCACGCGUUUUGGAACCACUUGGAAUGACGUCAUCCAAAGUGUUGUUAUCAUCAACGGAUGUCCUAGAAGAUAACGUUGCCAAGCCGUAUAUUAUGCCAGGGGAUCAGCUUAAAGACGGACAUUACGAUAUAUACAAGAUGACGCCAUUAGAACCGGCUGGUGCAAUAAUGUCAAGUGCUAAUGACAUGGCACAAUGGAUGAGGUUUAACCUAAGAAAUGGUACAACCGACGACGGUCAUCAGUUGAUUGCAAAUCAUCUUUUACAGGAGGCAUUCCAGGAACACAAUAGUUUUCGUUACGAUGGUGCUUUCGUAAGUCAAGCAAAACCUAAGUAUCCAAUAGAUGAUCUGACGAAAGCCUACGGGUACGGCUGGUUUAUAUCAUCAUACAGAGAUUUUCGAAGGAUCUGGCACAGUGGUGGACUGUUUUCAUACAUUUCUUUAAUCUGGCUGUAUCCGGAUGAGCAGAUUGGAGUGUUUGCUAAUGUUAAUGGUCCGGGAACAGUUGCAGCACCGGGCUAUGCUUUAAGAACUAUAUUAUCAUAUGCGUCGGACAUUUUACUCGGACAGACGCCGUGGCUGGAUUUUGAAACAGCAUGCUCUUAUCCUAGCCCCUGGGUCAACAACACUAAAUAUUCUGGUCCGGAGACGAUUAACUUCACGAACGAUAGAAUUGAUGACUUUAUAGGGACAUAUGGUAACGUGCUCCUUCCGGAUAUAACUUUAUCUGUAAAGGAACGUGGCCAAGAUGAUAGAUACCUUUGGCUAGAAAUGAAUCGCAUCAAAGGCGAGCUCCUUCCUACAGCUAAGGUGAACGACUUUCAGUUUAGAAUGACUGAACCAUGGGAAUAUGCUAUUGAGAGAGUUUUAGGGGAAAACAUCGUGCUUAUGUACCAAGUGAAUUUCACAAGAUCUAACAAUGGCUUUGUUGAAGCAUUCACCAUGUCAUUAAGUGGCAAAGAUAUAAUGUUGUAUCGAAAGAAUUUACGUUUUAUGGACACAGACGAUGUAUCUUCAUCUACUAGCAAACGUGGUUCUUUUCUUUUUGUUGUGCUCUUUCUUAUAUCGGCGUCUGUAUUGAACUAAGUAUAGGACCAAUGGCAUCAUGUGUAGACAUUUGCGAGUAAACCGGUUUUAGAUAACUUUUUGUAUCAAAGAAGGCUUGUUUCAUAUCUUACCUUUUCUACAUAUGCUUUUAGAGAAUAUAAUAGUGGUAUACAGGUACGGUAAAUAGCCUGGGUUACCGAGGAUAAAGUGCUCAUUACUUUUCCACUAAUUAUGCUUUGUAAAGAUUUCACCGAAAGACGGCGCCAAAUUUUUACUUGAGCAAUGCCAUGAAACAUUUCAAGUGUCUGAGUGUGUAAAAGAACCUAAACUUACUUUAUCGUUUUAUAUAAAUUUAUCUCCUUUUUUAUGUCGUAAAUAUCAGAGGGCCUACAAAUUAUGUACUUUUUGAUGACGUAAGUAGUCCAAUAAAGAUGUCCUAGUGAGUGGACACUACCACAUUUUCUAUCAGAUUGCUAAGUGGGGUAUAACAGCAGAGAAUUGAUGAAAUGCACAUUAUUAAAGCUGCAAACUGGACUUUUCCAGAUCUAAGAAACAGUACGCAGUUUGUUUGUUUGUUUGUUUUGUUUUGUUUUACCGCGCACUAACACAAUUUAGGUCAAAUGGCACCGGAACAGGAAAGGUGAGUUUGACUUACCUCGGGUGUUACACACUUUAAGCAACGCCAUGGAUCAAAACCACCACACCUGCUGGAGCUAAGAGAUGCAUAGACUCCAAUAAUUCGAACGUAUUUUGUCGCCUCUUACAAUCACGCAGAGAUAAACUGUGGCUGCAGUUCUGAUGCCUCAACCAUUAUUGGUAACCCCUCAGUCUGAGGGGUAAAAUAGUGCGCAGUACUUUGAAGAUCAUUAAAGAAAUGUGCAAGAAUUGAAGACCAUUUAACAUUUAAUUGACCUGGUUAGUACAACUCUGCGAUGAAUUUCAACUGUCAGUCUAGAUUAUUCAUUUUCUAUUAAACUGAAAAUCACGACCUCCUGAUGGAUGUAAAAUGAAUUUCGUUACAUUUUAAGUUAAAAUGAUUAAUACAAAAUGUAAAAUAUUAUAUCAAAAAAUUUAAUUUAUAUCAAUGCACGUGUUAUAGAAUUUGACAAUCGGACAUUAGAUUUCGUAUUUUAUCUGAAUGAAAAAUGAGAAAAACAUGAUAUGAGCGUAUUUAAUUAUAUUGCGCACUAGACGAUAACAAAUGCUUUCAAAAUACUUAGCCUCGAACUCCUCUGAAAUAUUUUUUACUACGUGACCAUAUUGAUAUUCAGAGUGUGCUCAUGAAUUUUAACAAGGUACAUUGAAAACAUUCCGACAAACAAUUAAAUAUUUAAUGAAUUUUCCAUUUAAUCUGUAGCUUUGAAUACUUGUAGACACUUGUUUCUUCAUGUGUAUGAAUUAAACACACAUCAAAUCGAA